This is a messenger RNA of Cavenderia fasciculata, 342 nucleotides long. RefSeq lists its product as uncharacterized. The transcript has 2 exons. NCBI's taxonomy places the organism in Eukaryota, Evosea, Eumycetozoa, Acytosteliales, Cavenderiaceae. The coding region runs from base 1 to 342 and encodes 113 amino acids. The record is from RefSeq and is a predicted model, not a curated record.
AUGAAAGUUAUCUUAUCAGUAUUACUUGUAGUUUUUGCAUUAUUAUUUGUAGCAUCAACAAAUGCUCUAGAUUGUUCAAAGUAUGUUAACCCACUCACAUGUGCAGGUGAGGAGCCACCUUGCUUUUGGGAUGGCAAAGUAUGCAAACAUAUUUACAAGCUCCAACAUUGCCAAAAAAUGAUUGAUGUUGACUCUUGUCAAAUCGAAAGUGGCUGUUCUUGGGAAGCUGCUUCAAGUUCAUGUUUACUUUCAAAGUUCCAUUGUUCAUCAAUUAAAAAUGAAUUUGAUUGUACCAUUGAAAACUGUGUUUGGAGUUACAAAACAAACUCUUGCAGAGCCUAA